Molecule: messenger RNA, 1103 nt
Organism: Gigantopelta aegis
Lineage: Eukaryota; Metazoa; Mollusca; Gastropoda; Neomphalida; Peltospiridae
Product: retinol-binding protein 4-like
Exons: 6
Coding region: 13-702 (229 amino acids)
Molecular function (GO): retinol transmembrane transporter activity; retinoid binding; pigment binding
Source: RefSeq, a predicted model, not a curated record
GUUCACAGCGGUAUGGCGGGCGAAAAUAUGUCCAGAUCGAAGUUUGUGUUUUAUAUCUUUAUCUGUGUUACUUCAUUGAUUCAAAAUAUCAAUAGCAAGGAUUGUAACGUGCACAACAUCACCGUACAACCUGAUUUCGAUCUCCAGAAAUAUUGCGGAACAUGGUAUGAAGUGAAGUGGUUGGAAACUGUUUACAUACAACCAAGUCAGCAUUACGAAGACUACCGACACAUCUACACGUAUUCUGGUUCUGGUGAGAACGUCACCGUUGAUAUUGCAUGGAGAGAUCCAGCUAAUAUUAACAAGUGUGUUUAUAACACGGCACGUUUGAUUGAGAAAGAUGGUGAUGCAAAAAUAUGUUUUGUUACGGCCAAAGAACGCUUUUCUUACUGGGUGCUGAAGACGGACUACACGAGUUACGCAGUGGUUUACGGAUGUCACAGCGUAACCAGUGACGGGGCAUGCAAUGGAACCAGAUCGUGGAUUUGGAGUCGGACGAAAACCUUAUCACAAGAUAAAAUGGCCAUUGCGGAAACGGUUAUAUCCGAGAGACUCUGUGUGAACCAGUCGCUGUAUCUCAGUACACGACACAACAACGAAUGUCCACCUGAAAUAGUUUCAGCUGCAAACACUGACUCUGUGUCGAGAAGAUGGCUGCUGUUAUGUCUUGUGUUUGUCCUUGUUGGUCUCCCCGCUCUGUAGUAAAGCGGAUACAGCGAGAACAUUACAUCUAAAACAAUUCACGACUGCUAUUUGUAAUCAGAAAUAUAUAAUAGUUUGUUAUUGUAUAUACUUAUAGUGUGUCAAAUUAAAUACUGCAGGCGACAGUAGUUACAUACUUGUCUAAAACUGCUGCACGCAGCCUUUUAAUCAACAUAUACACCAUGCAUAUUGUAUAUAAACCCUAACUUUAAUAGAAAACCAAUUUGAGGCGAUUAGCUGCUUGUUUCAGAUAUAACGCAAAGCCUAUUUGACUAAUCUAGUGCCUCCCAAAAUUGUCACUUUAAUUUUAGUAGGGUAAGCACAAUAGUAGCUGGUACACUGAUGCUAGUCCAAAUUAAAUUACAGAAAUUUAAUGGCCAGAUAAACCAACAUUUUAUGUG